AUUUUAUGUCUUAAAUAAAUCAUAUUUUUAAUAAGGAUCUCUGUUGCUAUCUACAAAUAGCAAAAAUGAUUGAACCAUUCCUGUCUCAAAGCGAAACGAUGUAUCGUGCAGAUCAUAUAAAAAUUAAACAAACCAUGUUUGUUAUUACAGUUCAUCGCUGCUCUGGAUUAAACCUAAAUUGUACUUGAAUUUUCGUUCUAAAAAUAAUGUCAGUAUAAUAAACCGAGAAUAUUUCUCAUUGAAUCUAUCUUUAACUUAAUACUCCCACUUAUGUCGAAGAUGCUUGCCGAAAAUAGACCACGAAUAUCGCGGCGUCUGGAUAGUUCCACAUCGUUCGUAAUAUAAUACUAAUUCUAGUUUUCCUUUAGACAUGAGUGCGAGCUGAAUCGCAAGCUCGAUAUCUCUUCCAAAUUACAUUGAUUGAGUGAUAAAAAUUGAAAAAAUCAUUGAUAACUUGAAGACGUGUUCCUUCUGAAACCUUUCAAGAAUCAAUCUAUUAUCUGAUACAGUUGAAGAAUUAUUCCACCUAACAAGAUGACGAAGUCAGAUAUAACAGCGCAAGAGUGGAAAGAGAAGGGUAAUGAAGAAUUCAACAAAAGCAGCUGGUCGGAGGCUGUAAAUUGUUACACAAAUGCACUGAAACUAGUAAAAGAAGAUAAUGCUGAGAAAGCAAUCUACUAUAAAAAUCGAGCUGCUGCUUAUUUAAAGUUAUGCGACUAUGAGAAAGUGAUCAAGGACUGUGACAAUGCAUUAAAAAUAUGUCCCAACGAUCCUAAGGCAUUGUUUCGCCGAUGCCAGGCGCUAGAGGCAUUAGAAAGAUUCGAGGAGGCAUAUCGGGAUGCGAGAAAUAUUAUUUUAUCUGACCCUAAUAACAAAGCUAUUCAACCCAUGGCAGCACGCUUACAUGAAGUUGUACAAGAACGGCAUAAAGAAAAUUCACUCGUUAGUGCCAAAGUAUCACAAAUGCUGGAUCUGGUCUGCAACGUGAGCACGGACAAGGAGAAGCGUGAAACCGCUAUGAGCAAUCUCCUCGUGUUGGCACGUGAAAGGGCAGGUGCGGAGGAGAUCUUCAAAGAGGGCGGAAUAGCCAAGAUAGUGAAACUUGUGAAAAUCGAGCGGAACGACGAGGUGAUCUGCAGUGCGAUCCGUAUUAUAGAUGAAUUGUGCAAAAAGAAUGUUAGUCGUACCGAGUCCAUUAUAAAAGACAUCGGUUUACCUUGGUACCUGGAAAUGAUAAACAGUAAGCUUCCAGAGAGAGUCAACGCGGCUCAGCAUUGUUUACAAACCAUACUGAACAUCUAUAGCGGAAUGGAUAACAAGCCGGAUUCGAAACCCGAUAAGGCCUUGUGCGAGGCGCACAAGAAGCAGAUAGACACGAUCCUGUCCUGUCUGUUGUACAGCAUAACGAACAGAACGCUGACGGGUCUCGCGAGAGAUGCGCUAAUAGAGCUCAUUAUGCGUAACAUUCAUUACACAUUGUUAAACUGGGCCGAGCAAUUGGUCGAGCUCCGCGGUCUGCAGAGGUUGAUGGACGUGGCCAGUGAAAUGGAGGAAUACAAGUAUGAAUCCUCGAUGGAGGUGACAUCCUCUACACGGACGAUAACCAGCGUGUGCUUGGCUAGAAUAUACGAGAACAUGUACUACGACGCUGCUAAGGAGAAGUUCAGUAAUGCCAUCGAUGAAUUUAUUAAGGAUAAAUUGCUCACGCCUGACAUAGAGUCCAAGGUGCGUGUAGUAGUUGCGAUAACGACGUUGCUGAUGGGCCCGCUGGACGUUGGCAACGCGGUAGUGGCCAAAGAAGGAAUUCUGGAGAUGAUUCUCGUUAUGGCGGGAACGGAUGACGUACUGCAGCAGAAAGUCGCUUGCGAAUGUAUCGUUGCCGCCGCAUCGAAGAAGGAUAAAGCCACCGCGAUUAUAAGCCAGGGUGCGAGUAUAUUAAAGAAGCUGUAUCAAUCCAAGGAUGACUCGAUUCGAGUCCGGGCAUUAGUAGGAUUGUGCAAGUUGGGCAGUUCCGGAGGCACAGACGCGACCAUCAAACCGUUUGCCGACGGGGCGACGAAAAAAUUGGCCGAGGCUUGCAGGCGAUUCUUGAUUAAUCCCAAAAAAGACAAAGACAUGAGAAAGUGGGCGGUGGAGGGUUUGUCGUACCUCACUUUCGACGCUGAAGUCAAGGAGAAAUUGAUUGAGGAUCAGCAAGCGAUUCAGGCGAUGAUCGAGCUUGCCAAGACUGGUGAUCAGUCGGUUGUCUACGGUGUGGUCACGACAUUGGUGAACUUGUGCAACGCUUACGACAAGCAAGAACUCAUACCCGAGAUGGUAGAAUUGGCGAAGUUCGCGAAACAGCAUAUUCCCGAGGAGCACGAGCUGGACGACGCCGACUUCGUGAAUAAAAGACUGUGCGCGUUGGUGAACGCCGGGAUAACCAGCGCUCUGGUCAGCCUCGCCAAGACGGAGAGCCAGAACAGCAAAGAACUGAUAGCGCGCGUGUUUAACGCGAUAUGCAGCCAGCAGAGUGCGAGAGGCAUGAUCGUUCAACAGGGUGGCGCGAAGGCACUGUUGCCGCUGGCGCUGGACGGCACGGACAAGGGCAAGAAGCAGGCCUCACAAGCCUUGGCACGGUUGGGCAUCACGAUGAACCCGGAGGUCGCCUUUCCCGGUCAGAGGAUCAUGGAGGUCGUGCGACCGUUCAUAAAUCUGCUGAAUCCGGAGUGCAGCGCCCUCGAAAAUUUCGAGAGCCUGAUGGCGUUGUGCAAUCUAGCCGGCGUCAACGAUAGCGUGAGGAAACGGAUAUUGAAGGAGGGAGGAUUCCAGAAGAUCGACGCCUACAUGUACGAGGAGCACGACAUGCUGAGACGCGCGGCUACGCAAGUCAUAAACAACCUGGUGAUGUGCGAGGAAGCGAUGCAAUAUUUCGAGCAGGAAAACGACAGAGUCAAGUAUCUCGUGAUACUUUGCGAGGAGGAGGAUCAAGACACCGGCAUGGCGGCGGCAGGAGCUCUAGCGAUGCUGACUACCAGCGAGAAGGUUUGCGAGAAAAUUUUCGAUUCGAAAGACUGGCUGGAAUCUCUGCGCUUCUUGCUCGCCAAUCCGAAUAACGAUAUGCAACACAGAGGCGUCGUAAUCGUGUUGAACAUGAUGAGAAGCACGAAGGACGUCGCCGCGAAGCUGAUCGAAACUGAUAUAAUGGAGAUACUGAUGGCAUUAAGUAAAAACGACGACGUGGAAAACAAGGUCAAGGGACUGGCGUCCACCGCUUUGGAAGCUGCUACCAAGUGGAAAUUGAUUAAGAAGAAUGUUGACGAAGAGGAAGUGCCACAAAGCAGUAGUAAUGUAGAAUAAUGUCGAUUGAAGGAAUUAUUAUUCUAUACAUGAGGACAUUUAAAUCCGAACGUAGAUGUUACUGUUUGGUGAAUCAAGAUGCUACUAAAUGCUGUGUGUUUCUAAUCAAGUGCCUUAAAUGAUAACAUGAAUACCACGAUUAUGCAGUUCUUAUAUAGCUAUACUUAUAACUGCUAUAUAAAUCAUAUAGUGAUAAUUAUAUAUGAGAGAAUAAUAUUUAUAUAAAAUACUGAAAGCUAUUUCGUUGAAGUACUUAUAGAUACGCAAGACGUAUUGUUAUUAAAAAAAAACCGUUAUCAAAUUUAUUCGUUUAUUCUAACGAUAUGUAUUAAUUAUACGUAUACAAAUUAAUUUUAUUAAUACAAAUUAUUGUAUAUAGUUAUAUAUUAUAUGUAUUUAAAGCCAUCAGUUUAACAGUCAUUGUACUUACGGAUAUCUUAUAAAAUUAAGUAUUAAAAACUUAAAAAGAUA
This is a messenger RNA of Ooceraea biroi (clonal raider ant), 3810 nucleotides long. It is a transcript of the gene unc-45, whose product is annotated as unc-45 myosin chaperone. Lineage: Eukaryota; Metazoa; Arthropoda; Insecta; Hymenoptera; Formicidae. Gene Ontology annotation, molecular function: Hsp90 protein binding. Gene Ontology annotation, cellular component: cytoplasm. The record is from RefSeq and is a predicted model, not a curated record.